AUAGCGGCAUACAAACAGUGAGCUACACAGGAAUCUGAGUAACUGGCUCCAUCAAACCUACUUGCAACAGACUGGCUCAGAGUUCGCAGACAUGAAGCCGCUGUUUUUGACAUUCAUCUUUGUAGCAUUUGCAUCUCAAUUUAGAAAUGCUGUUUCAGAUUCAGUUGAAUUUCUGGGACGCUCAUUCAUUCAAAGUGCUUUGCAGGAAGCCAUGAAAAGGGUGGAUGAAGCCUACAAAUAUUCAAGAGAUGUAGAUCUUUUAAAAAUCAAGAAAAAAGAGCUGACACCAUAUGAGCUGCUCUCUUUUUCAAAAAGGCCAAUGGCAGAGACCAGGACUGCAGUACGUGCAGCGGACUACAUGGAGGCCACCCUUGAUGUAAUCCAGCAGAAGAUGAGCAGGAUCCACAAACGCUCAUUGAAUGCCACAGAUCUUUUAUCACCUGAAGAUUUGACGGUGAUUGCCCGAGUCACUGGCUGUGCUGCCCAAACUGCGCUACUGUCAUGCAACACAAUCCCCUUAGUAGACAAAUACAGGACCAUCUCUGGCGUGUGCAAUAACAAGAAGAAUAGCCGGCUUGGUGCUUCAAACACCCCUUUCUCACGAUGGCUGUCUGCCCAGUAUGAUGAUGGUAUCUCCGUUCCACGCAGUUGGGAUCCAGCAACCAAGUAUUCGAGUUUCAGCCUUCCUCUGGUCCGUGAAGUCUCCAAUAUAAUUUUGCAUGCAGCAAAUGAAAACUUGCCUCAGGAUAACUUAUAUUCAUUCAUGCUGGUGUUGUUUGGGCAAUGGACAGAUCAUGAUUUGAGCAACACCCCUGUGUCUCCAAGCAUUCGGUCCUUCAAUGAUGGAAUUGACUGCAGCACAUCCUGUUGGCGGGCUGAACCCUGCUUCCCUAUUCAGAUCCCACAGAAGGAUGGCAGGUUUACCAACACCAAAAGCUGUAUUCCCUUUUUCCGGUCAGCUCCAGCUUGUGGAACAGCAUUCACAGGUUACAUAUUUGGAAGCCCAAAUGUUCGGUCCCAAAUUAACCAACUGACCUCCUUUAUUGAUGCAAGUAUGAUUUAUGGGUCCACUAAUUCCCUGGCCAAAGAACUGCGAGACCUGACCAAUGAUUUUGGCCUUCUGGCUGUGAAUAAAGACUACAGCGAUGAUGGCUACGAUUUGCUUCCCUUUCAAAAUGCAAUGCGCAACUUUUGUGCCACGAGAUCAAUUGUUACGAAGGACCCAUCAGCUCAAGAAGUUCCAUGCUUCAUUGGAGGAGAUUCACGUGCCAAUGAAAAUAUUGCGCUUACAGCUAUUCACACUAUGUUCCUCAGAGAGCAUAACCGUAUUGCAAAGAUUUUCAAGAAACUUAAUCCACAGUGGAAAGGUGAAACAAUCUACCAAGAAACACGAAAGGUUUUAGGAGCAUUUCACCAGAUUAUUAUAUACCGGGACUAUUUGCCUAUAAUCAUUGGUCCAAAUGCAAUGACAAAAUAUCUCUCUAAUUACCAAGGUUACAAUGAUAAGGUCGACCCUUCCAUUUCCAGUGUUUUCUCGACAGCAGCAUUCCGGUUUGCUCACCUUACUAUCCAGCCAUUUAUAUUUCGUCUAGACAGGAGAUAUCGGCAACACUCUUUGUAUCCUAAUGUUCUCCUCCACAAUACCUUUUUCACCCCCUGGAGGAUUGUCUUUGAAGGUGGAAUUGACCCCAUUAUCCGAGGUCUUAUUUCCAUGCCUGCAAAGCUUAAUAGACAGGAUAGGCUGAUGCAUGAUGAACUGCGGGAGAGACUCUUUCAGCUGACCAGUCAGGUUGCUCUUGAUUUGGCAUCUCUUAACCUGCAACGUGGAAGAGAUCACGGACUCCAAGGAUACAAUGCAUGGAGAGGCCUCUGUGGUCUUAGCCAGCCCCGAAAUGAAAGGGAACUUGGACAGAUCCUCAACAACCAAACCUUGGCAAGGGCACUGAUUCGUCUGUAUGGAACCCCCAACAAUAUUGAUGUCUGGAUUGGAGGAGCUGUUGAGCCAUUUGUGCCAAAUGGGAGAGUGGGACCUUUGUUUGCUUGUCUAAUAGGAACACAGUUUCAGAGGAUAAGGAAUGGAGACAGGUUCUGGUGGGAAAACAGAGGCAUCUUCACAGAGAGCCAAAAGAGUGCUCUAAAGAAUGUGUCACUCCAUCGUAUUAUCUGUGACAAUACUGGAGUUCAGGAACUCCCUCCAUCUGUGUUCCGGCACUUGCCGUACAGUGAUAAUUAUAUCUCAUGCUCGGACAUCCCAAAGAUCAACUUUAGUGCUUGGAAAAACAGUAUUUGAG
Erpetoichthys calabaricus (reedfish) is the source of this 2291-nucleotide messenger RNA. RefSeq names its product myeloperoxidase-like. Bases 92 to 2290 code for a protein of 732 amino acids. Gene Ontology annotation, molecular function: peroxidase activity; heme binding. The transcript is spliced from 13 exons. Lineage: Eukaryota; Metazoa; Chordata; Cladistia; Polypteriformes; Polypteridae. The record is from RefSeq and is a predicted model, not a curated record. Gene Ontology annotation, biological process: response to oxidative stress.